CCCUCGGCAGUCGCCACUCCACACAAAACACAACAAUGGGGGUUUUGGUUCUUCUUCUCCUCCUAGUCCUCGCCCCUGCACUCGUGUUCUCAUCCGAGCCCCCGUUCUCGUGCGAUGGGGGGUCGGCGCCGCCGAGCGAGUCCUUCGCAUUUUGCGAGGCGAAGGCGCCGAUCCGGGCGAGGGUCGACGGUCUGAUCGCGCAGCUGAGCUUGGCGGAGAAGAUUUCGCAGCUCGGCGACGUGUCCCCGCCGAUCCCGCGUCUCGGCGUGCCGGGAUACAAGUGGUGGUCGGAGUCGCUCCACGGCGUCUCCGGCGCCGGCCGCGGCAUCCUCUUCGACGCCGGCCCCGUCCGCUCCGCCACCAGCUUCCCCCAAGUCAUCCUCACCGCCGCUUCUUUCAACCCCCUCCUCUGGUACCGCAUCGGCCAGGCAAUAGGAAUCGAGGCUCGAGCGAUCUACAACGCGGGCCAGGCAGAAGGGCUGACAUUCUGGUCACCUAACAUCAACAUUUUCAGAGACCCCAGAUGGGGCAGAGGCCAAGAGACUCCCGGCGAGGACCCGGUGACCACCAGCAGGUAUGCGGUCUCCUAUGUGAGGGGACUGCAGGGCGACACAUUCCGAGGAGGCCGUCUUUCCAGGCUCAAAGCUUCGGCCUGCUGCAAACACUUCACCGCGUACGACAUGGAUAACUGGAAGGGCAACACGCGAUACGUCUUCAAUGCUCAGGUAUCGGCUCAGGAUUUGGCGGAUACUUACCAGCCUCCCUUUCAGAGUUGCAUCGAGGAAGGUCGGGCUAGCGGCAUAAUGUGCUCGUAUAACCGUGUAAAUGGUGUCCCAAAUUGUGCUGAUUACAACUUUUUAUCCAAAACAGCAAGAGGGCAGUGGAGGUUUCUUGGUUACAUUACGUCAGAUUGUGAUGCGGUCUCCAUCAUUCAUGAUGCUCAAGGUUAUGCUAAAGCGCCAGAAGAUGCCGUCGCCGAUGUUCUUAAAGCUGGAAUGGACGUAAACUGCGGUGGCUAUGUGCAGAAGUAUGCUGCCUCGGCCAUCCAACAGGGAAAAAUAUCAGAAGCUGACAUUAACCGGGCCCUGCACAACCUCUUCUCUGUGCGAAUGAGACUCGGACUCUUUGAUGGCAACCCGAGAUACAAAUUAUACGGCGACAUCGGCCCGAACCAAGUUUGCACACAAGAGCACCAGAAUUUAGCUUUAGAAGCAGCCCAAGAUGGUAUCGUUCUUCUGAAGAAUACAGCCAAUCUUCUUCCUCUCUAUAAAUCAAGAAUUACGUCGCUCGGUGUGAUUGGUCCUAAUGCAAAUAAUGCUGGGAAACUACUUGGUAACUAUGCGGGCCCACCGUGUAAAUCAAUUACCCCUCUUCAGGCUUUGCAAAACUAUGUGAGGGACACCCGGUUCUUACCUGGGUGUGACUCAGCUGCUUGUGGUUGGAGCCAAAUCAAUGAAGCAGUCCAAUUGGCGAGCUCAGUUGACUAUGUGAUCAUGUUCAUGGGAUUGGAUGAAGAUCAGGAGAAGGAGGAGCUUGAUAGAGUGGACUUGGUCCUUCCAGGAAUGCAGCAAAGCCUCAUUGAGAGUGUGGCUAGAGCAGCGAGAAGGCCUGUGAUCUUGGUUCUGUUAUGCGGAGGCCCAGUAGAUGUAACAUUUGCAAAGUUCAAUCCCAAGAUAGGAGGCAUAUUCUGGGCUGGUUAUCCUGGUGAAGCUGGUGGAAUUGCAAUUGCGCAGACCAUCUUUGGAGAGCACAAUCCAGGCGGAAAAUUGCCUGUAACUUGGUAUCCGCAGGACUUCACUAGAAUACCAAUGACUGACAUGAGGAUGCGAGCCGACCUGGCAUCUGGCUAUCCGGGUCGCACCUACCGAUUCUAUAGAGGCCAAACUGUCUACAAAUUUGGCUACGGGCUCAGCUACUCUCAUUACUCUCGUAGAUUUCACCCUAGAACAUCAAACACAAUCUACAUGAACAAUACCAUAUCUCUACGAUCGAUCAACGAGUCCAACACCCUGAGUUACGAUAUUGAAGAGAUGAGCUCUGAAGCAUGUGAGAAGUUAAAGUUCCCAACCGUUGUUACAGUGAAGAAUCAUGGACCGAUGGAUGGAAAGCACCCGGUUUUGCUUUUCUUGCGCUGGCCCAAUGCCUUACAUGGCAGGCCACUGAAGCAGCUGAUAGGAUUUGAGAGCGUGAAUCUUAAAGCAGGGGAGAGUGCUCAUGUUGAGUUUGUCGUGAGCCCCUGUGCGCACUUCAGUAGAGCAAGGGAAGAUGGUAGGAAGGUGAUUGAUCAUGGGUCUCAUAUCUUGGCAGUGGGCAAGAAACACUAUGAGAUCAGCAUCAUGGCUUGAUUUAGUUCCAAUAUAAAUGAAUGAAAAUUGUAGUAAUGAUUGGACUUAUAUUUCGUGGUGUAGAGUGCUCUUGAAGUUACUAAGAUGGUAAUUAGAUGAAAAUUUCUGUAUGUGCUUUUCUCCGCGCUAUAUUUCAAGUGCUACUUGAAGGCUACUGUAACUCAAACAGCUUGUUUGUCAAAGAGGGAUGCUGCUCCCUGAUUCAUAUAUGAACUGUAAUUUUGAGCACAUUUUGUUUAUUACGAA
This is a messenger RNA of Ananas comosus (pineapple), 2591 nucleotides long. RefSeq names its product probable beta-D-xylosidase 7. The coding region runs from base 36 to 2345 and encodes 769 amino acids. The record is from RefSeq and is a predicted model, not a curated record. Gene Ontology annotation, cellular component: plant-type cell wall. Gene Ontology annotation, biological process: xylan catabolic process; arabinan catabolic process. Lineage: Eukaryota; Viridiplantae; Streptophyta; Magnoliopsida; Poales; Bromeliaceae. The transcript has 6 exons. Gene Ontology annotation, molecular function: xylan 1,4-beta-xylosidase activity; alpha-L-arabinofuranosidase activity.